AUGCCGUAUAUCAUUGGGCUCAACAGUGGUUCUUCUUUCGAUGGAAUCGAUGCUGUUUUGUGCAGCAUUGAUGUUGCAGCGGAUGGCCAUCCAAAUCGUCCAAAGUAUAUUGAUGGUAUCUCCGAACCGUGGCCAGAGGAGUUGCAGCCCGAUGUCUUGCGGGCUUUCUCCAACGAGCUCCCGCUUUUUGCCUUGUGUAGGCUCAACUAUGCUGCCGGUGCCGCAUAUGCCGAGAUAACAAACAAGCUGCUCGACAAGGUUGGAAUGAAACCAGGAGACAUCGAGGUUGUCGGCUACGACGGCCAAACAAUCUAUCAAGAGCCUCCAGACAGAGAAAAGGAAAGCCGAUAUAUCGCAAGUGGGAGCCGGAGCCUGGUUGAUCGGUGGACGAAGGGUGGGUCUCCAUGCGGCCUGUUUAUCGUCGAGUCAGGUGUUGUCACAGCCCUAACGGACAUCACAACCGUCACACAAUUUCGACCAAUCGACCAUGCAUUGGGAGGUUCAGGAGCGCCGCUGAUGCAAUACCUCGAUUUUUGCUCAUUCCGGAAUGAAGGACCCAUUGUUUCAUUGAAUAUAGGGGGUAUUGCCAAUGUGCAGCUCGCUGACGCAGAUCGGCAUAAGAUGAUGGCCUUCGACACCGGUCCGGGCAAUGUGAUGAUUGACCAUGUGAUGAAAGUCCGAGAAGGCAAAUCGUAUGAUGCUGGUGGUGCCCUGGCAGCCAGAGGUCAGGUCAUUGCCACGCUUUUGGAGAGGCUUGAAGGACAUCAAUUCUUCCUCCGAAAGCCACCCCGUUCAGCGUGGCGAUUGGACUUUGGCGGCCAGUAUGCGGAUAAAAUCCUGGAAGAUUACAAGGAUGCAUCAACCGAGGAUUUAUUGUCGACUUUCACACUCUUCACGGCAAAGGCAAUCGAGCGAUCGGUGGUUGACUUCAUACUUCCCAAAGCGCCUGUAAAGACGGUUAUUGCCAGUGGAGGAGGCAUCAAGAACGACACGCUUAUGGGGCACCUGAGGGAGAGGUUGGCCUUGCACGGAGUUGACCUUCGCACCAGCGAUGAACAUGGGCUUCCUGCUCCAUUCAAGGAGGCCAUCAAGUUUGCAACCUUGGCCUUCGCGUGCAAGAAUGGACUUGCAAACAACAUUCCCGCGGCUGGUGGAGCCUCCUCCUUUGCUGUACUGGGCAAACUGAGUUUGGCACCCAGACUAGCAAAGAACGGUGGUGCCGUCCCCGAAAGUAAUGUCUCCACAGAACCUUGA
This is a messenger RNA of Fonsecaea multimorphosa CBS 102226, 1254 nucleotides long. RefSeq lists its product as uncharacterized. Gene Ontology annotation, molecular function: ATP binding; phosphotransferase activity, alcohol group as acceptor. Gene Ontology annotation, biological process: amino sugar metabolic process; peptidoglycan turnover. The coding region runs from base 1 to 1254 and encodes 417 amino acids. The record is from RefSeq and is a predicted model, not a curated record. NCBI's taxonomy places the organism in Eukaryota, Fungi, Ascomycota, Eurotiomycetes, Chaetothyriales, Herpotrichiellaceae. The transcript has a single exon.